CUUCAUGGGAAGAUUUUGAAAGUAGGUUUUGAUAAAGAAGGUGUUUUGUGUAAUAAGUUUAUUGAUGUUUAUUUUGCAUUAGGUGAUUUGGACAAUGCGGUUAAGGUUUUUGAUGGUGGGAUGGAAGCAUCGAUGAUGGAAAAUGUUUUCUCU
This is a messenger RNA of Dovyalis caffra, 153 nucleotides long. Lineage: Eukaryota; Viridiplantae; Streptophyta; Magnoliopsida; Malpighiales; Salicaceae. The record is from the annotation of a GenBank genome assembly.